AUGCUUGCCGCACAUCUGUUCCGGUCGCUCUUCCCGCCACAACCUGAGUUAGAAGGCCGGCAAGUGGUGACUCUACAUAACCAGCGUGAUUAUAUAUUUGUAAGACGGCACAGAUACGUGUUUCGCGAGAAACGUGAGACGGAGAAAAGUGUAGUGGGACCCGAUGGGAAGGAGAUGAAGGGAGUGGAGGGAGUAAGAACUGGCUUGCAAGAGCUCGGGCCGCGGUUUACGCUCAAGCUGAGGAGGAUUGAUAAAGGAAUACAACGGGUCAGCGGACAGGAAUGGGAGUGGAAGGGUGGGAUGGAGAAACAGCGGACCAAAUUCCAGCUAUAA
This is a messenger RNA of Histoplasma mississippiense, 333 nucleotides long. RefSeq lists its product as hypothetical. Gene Ontology annotation, cellular component: nucleolus; preribosome, large subunit precursor. Gene Ontology annotation, biological process: maturation of 5.8S rRNA; maturation of LSU-rRNA. Gene Ontology annotation, molecular function: rRNA primary transcript binding. Bases 1 to 333 code for a protein of 110 amino acids. The record is from RefSeq and is a predicted model, not a curated record. The transcript has a single exon. Lineage: Eukaryota; Fungi; Ascomycota; Eurotiomycetes; Onygenales; Ajellomycetaceae.